AGAGACGCUGGUGCGACUGGGAGAAGGUGGCCGGUCACGACGUGGGGCGGCCAGCGAUGAAGCCGCCUAGUUCAUUGCAAACAAGUGAGUUUGACUCAUCAGACGAAGAGCCUAUUGAAGAUGAACAGACUCCAAUUCAGAUAUCAUGGCUACCCCUGUCACCAGUGAAUUGUUCUCAGUUUCUUGGUUUAUGUGCUCUUCCAGGUUGUAAAUUUAAAGAUAUUAGAAGAAAUAUCCAAAAAGAUACAGAAGAACUAAAGAACUAUGGUAUACAGGACAUCUUUGUUUUCUGCACCAGAGGGGAACUGUCCAAAUACAGAGUUCCACACCUCCUGCGCCUCUACCAGCAGCGCGGCAUCGUCGCUCACCACCACCCCAUCCCAGAGGGGGGCGCUCCCGACAUCGCCAGCUGCUGCGAAAUAAUGGAGGCGCUUGCCGCCUGCCUCAAAAACAACCGAAAAACCUUGAUACACUGUUACGGAGGAAUUGGAAGAUCUUGUCUUGUAGCCGCUUGUCUCCUACUCUAUCUGUCUGACACAAUGUCGCCACAGCAAGCCAUAGACAGCCUGAGAGACCUGCGAGGAUCUGGGGCAAUACAGACCAUAAAGCAAUAUAAUUAUCUUCAUGAGUUCCGGGACAAACUAGCUGCACAUCUGUCAUCAAGAGAUUCACUGUCAAGAUCUGUAUCUAGAUAAAAAAAAAUUUCAAACAGCAUAUAUAUGACCAUGUCUGAUACUUGAGUUCUCUAACAUAAUUUGAACUAGUGUUACCACCUUGAAUGUAAAUGUGU
Molecule: messenger RNA, 790 nt
Organism: Pteronotus mesoamericanus
Lineage: Eukaryota; Metazoa; Chordata; Mammalia; Chiroptera; Mormoopidae
Gene: CDKN3
Product: cyclin dependent kinase inhibitor 3
Exons: 8
Coding region: 57-695 (212 amino acids)
Biological process (GO): protein dephosphorylation
Molecular function (GO): protein tyrosine phosphatase activity
Source: RefSeq, a predicted model, not a curated record